UGACAAAAGAUCGGAAGCAGCAGCGUGUUUUUCUCUUGCGAUUGUUCAACGCAAAAUAAAUUGUGCGUUUUGUAUUGAAACUGCAGUACCUGGAGCAUAAGCUGCACGCAUUAUUCAAUGGUGUUGUAGGCAUAGUGAAACAACGCAGAAUGAUUGAAUACGAACAGCCCAAUAUCACCGACACAGAGGUGAUAGAUCACGAAGAGUUUCUCGAUCGCAUCAAGAAAACGCUCUACUACGGUUCGUCAAAAGUGCGAUGCACCAAAAUUAGCCGACCGCUGGCGGACUACGCGGCGGAUGUGUUUUCCGAAACGCAUCGCGGCCAUUCCCUCAGUCGAUUGAACUUUGCGACUGUGGGCAAUCUAUCCGUGACGCCAUGCUCACUCAUACUGGCGAUGAUCUAUCUCGAUCGCUUGAACGCCACCGAUCCGACCUUUGUGCGCCGCAUCACACCGUCGGAAUUAUUUAUAGUAUCAAUGAUGGUCUCUACCAAAUUCUACUGCGGCUAUGACGAGGACGUCUAUCUAAGUGCCUGGGCUGAGUAUGGAAAUAUGACUCCGGAUCAGAUGAAAGCUUUGGAGCUGGAAUUCCUGGACGCUAUGAAUUGGAAUGCGUACGUCUCUAAGCGGGAUUUCUUCGAAAAGUUGAAGUCGGUAGAAAAGGUUCUUGCCAAAAGGCAAGGCCUUACUCGUGGAUGGUUGACUUAUACCGAGCUUAUCAACUUUCUACCCUCAUUUGCAAUGGCCAAACAGUUAAUACAUUACAGUACCGUGCUUGCGCUGAGCUAUACCGCCAGUGUAAUGACCAUUGCUGGAGCCUUUCUGCUAGCUAGUAAUCUACAACUUCCGGGCAACUUGCUUUAUAGAGGAUCAACCAAUCUUGAAGCCAGCGGUAACGUUUCCAACCGCUCUACCCUAACUCAACAAACCAGACUGGACAGCAUUCUCGAUAGUUCCGGUUCGGCUGAUGGCACAAACACUAUGGAAGACUGCAUCACCGACGGUGGCACGCUUGCCACCACCACAUCACAGCUAAAUGCAACCCUAAAAGACUGCGAAACUGCUUUUGCAUCCGGACAGCAAAAUUGGCAGAGUACAAAUCAACCUCUAGAAGCUACACCUUUCUCACCAUACCGUUACCGUAACAUACGCUUCAUUUUUGACCCGGCCGGUGGUAAUAACGUUGUGCAACAGGUAGAUUUUAUUCAUUCCGAGCACGAGACUAACGAGUCAGAGCGAGAGGCUGGCAUCAAACCGACGGACCCAUUGCAGGAACUGAACAGUAUCGGAUCUCACAACUGUUCGUACGAUUGCUUCAUUCCACUGAUUGGCAGCAGUAAAUGGUGUGUCGAGGGUGAGAAUCACGACAACUACGACGGUAUAUUUAAGCAUUACAAGAAAACGUACGAUAUUUUCAGUUCUUUAUUGAAAUUUUUGUAACGAGCCUUCUGAUGAAGCCACAGUAGAUAGAC
This is a messenger RNA of Anopheles maculipalpis, 1471 nucleotides long. Its product is annotated as protein CNPPD1. Gene Ontology annotation, biological process: regulation of cyclin-dependent protein serine/threonine kinase activity. Gene Ontology annotation, molecular function: cyclin-dependent protein serine/threonine kinase regulator activity; protein kinase binding. NCBI's taxonomy places the organism in Eukaryota, Metazoa, Arthropoda, Insecta, Diptera, Culicidae. The record is from RefSeq and is a predicted model, not a curated record. Gene Ontology annotation, cellular component: cyclin-dependent protein kinase holoenzyme complex; nucleus. The transcript has 4 exons. The coding region runs from base 150 to 1439 and encodes 429 amino acids.